CCCUUAGAGGCUACCGGGCGGUGGUGCCGCAGGGUUGCAGGUGUGCGUUUCUGUCCCAAAGGACGCGGAGGCUCCUUCGACGUAUUUAGGAACCUCAUUCUGUGUUCUUGAAAGAAAAAAAAAGCCUGGUUAUAUAAUAUGCCUUUGGCGGUACAUCAUCUUCAUAAGGAUAAUGAAUUAUCCAGGCUGCCUUUGCUAUUAAUGGACAGAAAACUCUGAUUUAAAACAAAGUGCCAACAAGGGAUUGUCUUUGGUUUUUGUACUUUGUAGCAUUUCUCAAAUUCUCAUCACAUCUUCUCUUACAGUAAAAACUGCAUUUAAGUUAGAAAAAUGAAGCAGUUGAAAAGGAAAAGGAAAAGCAAUUUUAGUGUUCAAGAAACUCAGACUCUUUUGAAGGAAAUUACCAAAAGGAAAGAAGUCAUUUUUUCCAAGCAGCUCAAUACAACAAUUAAUGUCAUGAAGCGGAUGGCUUGGGAGGAGAUUGCACAGUGUGUGAAUGCUGUGGGAGAGGGAGAGCAGAGGACAGGGACAGAAGUGAAAAGAAGAUAUCUUGACUGGCGAGCACUUAUGAAGAGAAAGAGAAUGAAGGCGAACAUUAAGCUGGUUGGUUCUGGGUUUCCCCUUCCCUCAUCCGAUUUAGAUGACUCUCUUACUGAAGAGAUAGAUGAAAAGAUUGGAUUCCGAAAUGAUACAAAUUUUGAUUGGCAAAAUGUGGCAGAUUUUAGGGAUGCAGGUGGAUCCUUGACUGAGGUCAAAGUGGAAGAGGAAGAAAGAGAUCCCCAGAGUCCUGAAUUUGAAAUUGAGGAGGAGGAAGAAAUAUUGUCAUCAGUCAUACCAGAUUCCAGGCGGGAAAAUGAACUUCCUGAUUUCCCCCACAUUGAUGAGUUUUUUACUCUAAACUCAGCACCAUCGAGGUCUGCCUACGAUGAGCCCCAUUUGCUUGUAAACAUAGAGAAACAAAAACUAGAGUUGGAAAAACGACGGCUGGAUAUCGAGGCUGAGAGACUGCAGGUAGAAAAGGAGCGGCUGCAGAUUGAGAAAGAGAGGCUGCGGCAUUUAGACAUGGAGCACGAGCGGCUUCAGUUGGAGAAGGAGCGGCUGCAGAUUGAGAGAGAGAAGUUGAGGUUACAGAUAGUCAACUCAGAGAAACCGUCAUUGGAAAAUGAACUUGGUCAAGGAGAAAAGUCCAUACUUCAGCCACAGGACAUAGAAACAGAGAAGUUAAAACUUGAGAGAGAACGCUUGCAACUGGAAAAAGAUAGGCUACAGUUUUUGAAAUUUGAAUCGGAAAAGCUGCAGAUUGAAAAGGAACGCUUACAAGUAGAGAAAGAGAGACUUCGAAUUCAGAAGGAAGGACACUUGCAGUGAUUUCUGUAGGUCUCCAUUAACAAAUGUUUGUAAACCAUAGGUUUUUCUCCAAAUCAGAUAACAUAAAAGUGGUCACAGGAUUAGCUGUUUUUCCCCCUUAUUUAAUGUUGUUUUUUUUUCAGUAGGAAAAGAUAGUUAUAUGUGGGUAACUAUAUACUUAAGUAGUAUAUUAUAUAAAAAUAUGUGCCCUAGCCUAAACAGUUCAGCAGGAACUAUUAUGCUGUACUCCUUAUAUUAGUAAAUUACAUAAGUGUGUAUAAUCUGUGUACUCAGAGUUUACAAUUAUGUCUGUAAAAUUCUAGCUCAGUGGUUCUCAGCUGGGGGAUGAUUUUUGCCCCCAGAAGACACCUGGCAAUGUUUAGAGGCGUUUUCAUUUUCAACACUGGGAAGCAGGGCGGGUUGCAGCUGGUAUGUGGUGGGUAAAGGCCAGGUGGGUAACCUGCAUCCGGCAGCACACAGGUUAACCCCCACAAGAAAGAAUUGUCCAACCGAAAAUGUCAGUAUUGCUGAGGGUGAGAAGCCCUACCCCAGCCUGACUGUGUACCUCUAUAGCUUUGUUUUAUAGUUUCAGAAUAUUAAAAAUCUCAGAUAUUUAUGUGUGUAGUUACUUAAAUGGCCAAAAAACUGUAACUAUGAAACAUUACUGUGUAGUAGAUAGAAUUUAGGAAGUGAUGAAGAUUAUAGGUAUUUUAUGUCCAUGUUUCUAUGUAUAACCCAAUUCAGAAAACAACACAGGGAACAUCAGAGAUUGUCCAAAAUGAGUCACUUUGAAAAGCAGUUCAUUCAUGUAAGUAAUGAUGCUUUAGAAGCAACACAUACUUUUUAAGCUUUAGUUCCCUUUUUUCUUGGAAUCCAUUUUCAUAGCUUAGAUGAAAAAAAAAAGUUGUCUUUUUAACCAAGUACUGAAAUCUUCAGGUGAGUGAAUGGGUUGAAGCUAGUGAAAAUGAUAACAAAGUGGUACCAGUAGUUCAUGAGCUUGAACUCAAUGAGUGGUUACUUGAUUUUUAAGAUAAAUAAUAGCAGCUAUUUGGGGGUGGGGGUGGGGGGAGAAUGUCCUCUGAAUCAUGAUGAUGAUGAAAUAAUGAUGAUAGUAGUUGUGUGUUAUAAAUUAGGGAAGCGCUUAUUGUGCACUGUCUGACCUAAUCUGUAGAACAAUUCUUGAGAAUAGCACCUACUCUUAUUCCUUAAUUUGAGGCUCAGAGAAGCUGCACAGUGAAUAAGUGGCUGAUCUUAUGUAUUGUGUAUUUUGUCAUUACCCCUUCCUGAGGAACAGAGUUUUUAUCUUCAGUCCCACUGGUAUUUAUUCUGAGACCAAGGACUUGCUUAACCUGGUGAUUUUGCCUUCAAUGCCCUGAAGGUGCUUUUCCACAAUACAGGUGAUUCUAAUGCACACUAAAGUGGAGAAUCACUGCACGAGAUCACUUUGUACUUUCUGAUUUCCAGGGCUGAUACAUAUGUAGCUUUAAUACAUCUCUUCUGUUGACAGAUACUACCUUGAUUCUGCAUUUGUUCCUUGUUAAUUUAAGAAUGUUUUGAAAUCAUAUGUGAUAUUGGAGUAUGGGUAUACAAGGAAAAAAUAUACUUAUGUUUAGUUACCUUGACUUUGAAAUAGGGUUAUUUUUCUAUAACUGAAAUAAAUGCUUCUACCCUAGAAAUAAAAUUUGCCUACACUAA
Molecule: messenger RNA, 3042 nt
Organism: Phyllostomus hastatus (greater spear-nosed bat)
Lineage: Eukaryota; Metazoa; Chordata; Mammalia; Chiroptera; Phyllostomidae
Gene: MSANTD4
Product: Myb/SANT DNA binding domain containing 4 with coiled-coils
Exons: 4
Coding region: 331-1368 (345 amino acids)
Source: RefSeq, a predicted model, not a curated record